AUUUACUACUAGUCCUUCUUCUUAUAGCUAGUAGUACUAUAUUAGAUGGAUUGAUAUUAUGCAGAGCUAUGAAUUCAGACAUUCUUUGUGAUGAAAAUGAAAAAAAUGCUCUUAUCAAGUUCAGACAGGGUUUCAGGGAUCCAUCACGGUCAAUGAUCAUGUCGUCUUGGAUGCUCGAGGAAAAUUGCUGCAACUGGAAAGGUGUUGAAUGUGACAACACAACCGGACACGUGAUCACUCUUGACCUGCACCAGCAAUUCUUGCAAGGUGAGUUUGGGACUUACUUGCUUGGCUUGUCUCAUUUAAGACACUUAGACUUAAGCCAAAAUGAUUUCCUUGAGGCCUUGUUUCCUGACUUCAUUUGCAAAUUUAAGUACCUAGAGUAUCUCAAUUUGCACAAAACCAAGUUUAGGGGAUCAAUCCCUGUGUGUCUUGGAAAUCUGUCGCGGUUGCAGUUACUUGAUCUUGGUGAUGGUUUUUCACUCCGGGUUGAUAGUCUUCAAUGGAUUCAGCAUCUUUCCAAUAUGAGGAUUCUUGACCUGAGUGGAGUUGACCUGAACAAUGCCAAAACCUGGCUACAUGACAUCAAUUUCCUAAGGUCUCUCGUGGAAUUACGUUUGUCUUCUUGUCAACUUCCUAAAUUACUUCCUGUUUUUGUAAAUUUCACAUCCCUUCAGGUUCUUGACCUCUCGUUAAACUAUCUGGAUGUUCCAUUUCCUAGCUGGUUAGUCAAUACAAGCUCUCAGAGUCUUGUUUAUCUUAAUCUCAAAAGAAGUCUGCUGCAUGGUUUACUUCCAAAUACCGCCUUUGGAAACAUGUACUCACUUAGAGUUCUUGAUCUUUCUGACAACUCUAUCCGAGGCAAGCUUCCGUCUUUUGAGAACAUGACUUCAGUUACUUCUCUUGAUAUCUCAAGGAAUUCUCUUCAAGGCAAAUUACCACCAACCCUGCCUUCAAAGUUGAAACAUUUGGAUCUUACAUCCAAUAAUCUGGAGGGUACUUUAGCAAGUAGCAUCGCACAACUUAGGCAAUUAGUUGUCCUCAAUGUUGCUUGGAACUCUUUCAAUGACUCGAUUACUGAACAUUUCUUGAAUUUCAGUGAUUUGAGAGUGUUAGACUUGUCAUCCAACUCAAUUAUCCUCAAUAUAACUGCAACUUGGAUGCCUCCCUUUCAACUUGACAUUAUUGGCCUGAUGUCUUGCCAACUUGGUACACAGUUUCCACAGUGGUUUCAUACACAAAAGGAUUUCUCAUUCAUCGAUAUCUCUCAUGGUAACAUCUCAGAUAAAGUGCCUGAUUGGUUCUGGAAUCUCUCUCCAAAGGUACAACACAUGAACCUUUCUCUCAACUAUUUCAGAGGGGAAGUACCUCAAGUUACAUCAAGACUUGCUAGUCUUGAAAAACUAGACCUGAGCCAAAACAACUUUCAUGGUCCUUUACCUCAUUUUUCGUCCAAGAUGAAGAUGUUGAUUUUGUCCCGGAAUUCUUUUAAUGGUGCCAUUUCCCCUGUAUGUGAAUCACUUGUCAUGAAUAAUUCUCUUAUGUUUCUAGACCUAUCGUUCAAUAAUCUAUCAGGAACACUUUCAGACUGUUGGAGAUAUGGGAACAAUCUGGCAGUAUUAAAGUUAGGCAAUAAUAAUCUGUCUGGUGAAAUACCUCAUUCUUUUGGAUAUCUUGAAACUCUCAGGUAUCUGCAACUGAAUAACAACAGGCUGUCCAAAAAUCUGCCUUCAUCACUGAAGAGCUUACAAGAACUAAAAUUUCUUGAUCUUUCCAGAAAUUGUUUAUCUGGAAAUAUAUCAUCUUUCUUAAGGGAGACUUCACAGAAGCUAAUGCUUCUUUUGUUAAGAAAUAACAAGUUCGACGGAAACAUUCCCCUACAGAUUUGCCAGCUCAAAAACUUGAUUAUUUUGGACCUUAGUUCCAAUGCUCUAUCAGGCACCAUUCCAAAGUGUGUUAAAAAUUUCCUAACGCUGGCCGGGGUAGAGGAGUUCCCUUCCUUGGUUUAUGGCCCCUAUGAAGAAUACAGGAAGGAUGUGAUGUUGAUGCUGAAAGAGAGAGGCUAUGAUCAUAGUGUUUUUUUCUAUGCGGUGAUUGAUCUAUCAGAUAACCAUUUAUCAGGGGAAAUUCCUGAGGAAAUCACCACACUUGUUCGAUUGCAGGCAUUGAAUUUAUCAAGGAAUAAUUUAACUGGAGCAAUUCCUUGUGACAUUAGUAAAUUGCAACAUUUGGAAGCUCUUGAUCUUUCCAGGAAUUACCUGUCAUCCUUUUUGCCUUCCAGCAUAGUGGAGCUUUCCAUGCUCGCGAUCGCAAAUUUUUCGUUCAAUAGUUUGACAGGAAAAAUUCCAAUAGGUCGUCAAUUUUUAACCUUCGAUAAUAGUUCUUAUAUUGGGAAUCCAGAGUUGUGUGGCAUGCCACUUUCCAAAAGCUGCUCGGGACAUUUUCCUGAGGACGUUACUCACUGUAACACUCCCAAGAAAAAAGACGUGCAGGCCAUUCAUCAGCAUGAGGAAGACAAUUGGCUUGAUGAAUCAUCAUUCUAUAUCAGCAUGGUAAUUGGUUUCAUCACAAGUUUCUGGUUAUUUUGGGCUACUCUAUUGGUGAAAACAUCUUGGAGACAUGCCUAUAUGAGGUAUCUUAAUAAAAUGGGCAACAAUAUUUAUGUGUUUGUAGCCAUAAGAUUACCAAAUAAGCAUAGACCAUCAAAGAUGAAAGACUGAAGUUAUUUCAGGGCUUUCUGAAUAAGGUAAUGAAGGUCUUAU
Molecule: messenger RNA, 2762 nt
Organism: Solanum verrucosum
Lineage: Eukaryota; Viridiplantae; Streptophyta; Magnoliopsida; Solanales; Solanaceae
Product: receptor-like protein EIX2
Exons: 1
Coding region: 69-2720 (883 amino acids)
Molecular function (GO): protein binding
Source: RefSeq, a predicted model, not a curated record